Molecule: messenger RNA, 1855 nt
Organism: Onthophagus taurus
Lineage: Eukaryota; Metazoa; Arthropoda; Insecta; Coleoptera; Scarabaeidae
Product: venom carboxylesterase-6-like
Source: RefSeq, a predicted model, not a curated record
UAACCACCGUGAUAGAUAUCUUUUUAUCGUUAUCUUACCAAUAGCAAUUAAAAAUAUAAUUAAUUCGAUAACUAAACAUGAACUUCAAUCAUUUUGGUUUUUAAUUAUCACUAAAGUAAAAAUGUAACAAAGAGGUUAUCAUUUUGAAGAUAGUAUUUUCACAUAUUAGAACCACUAAUCUAAUCGUAAGUGGUUUUGUACGAAGAGUACAAAAUGAAAUAUAUCUCUCUCUAUGUGUUCAUUCUUGCUGCAGUUAGCGCAGAAAAAAAUCUUAUUGUUCAACUUGAAGAUGGUUUGGUGGAAGGUUUCUAUGCAAAUUCUUAUAACGGACGUAAAUUCGCUUCAUUUGAAGGAAUUCCUUUCGCUGCAGCUCCUGUAGGAGAAAAUAGAUUCAGGCCUCCGCAACCAACACCAAAAUGGAACGGAACAUUAAAAGCAAAUCAAGUAUACACUUGCAUUCAGUUUUCUACAAAUCAUGUAUUAGGUACAGAAGAUUGUCUUUAUAUAAAUGUAUACGUUCCGAAAGAAAAACUUAACCGCGACGAUAAAUUGGAUGUUGUUGUUCAUAUUCACGGCGGUGCUUUUAUGGUGGGAACUGGUCAUGGUUUAGCAGGUCCAUCAAAAAUUAUGGACCGCGAUGUAGUAUACGUAAAUUUUAACUAUCGUCUUGGUCCAUUUGGUUUUUUAGCAACCGAAGAUGACGUUUUUCCCGGAAAUUAUGGUUUAAAAGAUCAAGUUCAAGCUUUACGCUGGGUUCAAGCUAACAUAGAACACUUCGGUGGGAAUAAAGAUUCGGUCACGAUUAUUGGAUUAUCUGCAGGAGGAGCAAGCGUUCAUUUACAUUAUUUUAGUUUGAACACUGAUGAGGUUUUAUUUCAUAAGGGUUGGGCUCAAAGUGGAUCAGCCAUGAACCCUUGGUCGUUAAAAAUAGAUUCUUUAAUAAAUGCAAAUAAAUUAAUUACCGAUGUUGGGUGUAAAGAUGAAGAUGUCAAUGUAACAUUGAGAUGUAUGCGACAAAGAACAGCUUUGCAAAUUGCCGAAAAUAUAAAAGGGACUUAUGCAACACCUUUGUUACCUUUAGUACCUUUUGGGCCAAGUUACGAAUUGAUGGAUAUAAAUAAUAAGGAGCCUUUUUUGACAACAGCGCCUUAUUUACAACUUAAAAAUGGAAAAGCUUUGGAUCGCCCAUUUAUUAUUUCUCAAACUACAGAAGAAGGACUUUUACCAGCUGCUUUGUAUUAUAACAACUUAGAAGAUCUUGAUAGGGAUUGGAAUGAAUUAGCGCCGUAUAUGUUGGACUUUUAUCAUAUGCCGCGACAAGAUUGGCCGAUAAUUUCCGAAAAAAUCAAAAAAUACUAUUUUAAAGGAGAAAAUAUCACCAAAACUAAUUUUAAAUCGUUCGUAAAUCUUUGUAAUCAACGUCUAUUUCAUAUGGGGGCCGAAUUAUCAGCUAAAGUGCAAGCUAACGUCUCUAAUUCAGAAGUUUACUUUAUGAUGUUUGGUUAUCCUGGAGCUAAUUUAAACUUAACAAAGAUAAUUUAUAAAGCAGAUGUUGAGGGUGUUGGGCACGCUUUCGAUGCUAACUAUUUUUACGAGUUUAAUAUCGGCUCCAGAUUAACGGCUGAAGAAGAAAAAGUAAAAGAUAUAAUGUUGGAUUUUUUGGUUUCAUUUGCUAAAACCGGGAAACCAACUUCAAAUGGAAUUGAAUGGAAUCCAGUUGGGAAAGGUUAUAAUUUAAAAUAUUUAUUGGUUAAAAAUUCUAAAGACAUUGUAAUGAAAUCGAAGAGUCUUUCGGACGCUGAAGAGUUUUGGAAAUCAUUAGGAAUUAAAGGAGAAUAUAGUCUUUAUUAAUUUA